This is a messenger RNA of Pieris macdunnoughi, 945 nucleotides long. NCBI's taxonomy places the organism in Eukaryota, Metazoa, Arthropoda, Insecta, Lepidoptera, Pieridae. The record is from the annotation of a GenBank genome assembly.
AUGUUUGCUAAACCGUAUAAAUUGAAAUCCACAAAUACUCUCAAAAAUUCAGAGAAAAAACACUUGAUACAGAGGCUUGAAAAAGGAUUUCCGUCAGUCAACGAGGAAAAACUUAAAGAAAUCGUGCCAAAUAAGUCGACAUGUAAUCUCAUGAAGUUAGUAUUGCAUUCAGGAGAAACGGCCGGUGUUUAUGCUGUGGAUGGUGUGCCGAUGAUCAUAGAUACUGGAGAAACAUUAGUUCCUACUGUUUGCGCACUUUGGAAAGUCCCUGAUUUAAUACCAACAAUAGUUAUACACUCUCCUGUUUUAAGCAAGGUGCAAGGUGGAGUGCCACUUUACGCCCCUGGAGUUGUCACAGACCCCACAACCUUUCCACGAUUCAAUAAAGGAUCAUUACUUGCAGUAUGUACAGACGACAAUGCAGCAGCAGCUAUUGUAGGGCGAGCCAUGAUGUCUUCAGGAAAUCUUCUGAUAGCAUCUAUGGGAACAUGUUUAGAAGUUUUACAUGUAAUAGGUGACAAUUUAUGUAAAGAACUUAAGUUUAACAAGAUAGAAAGGCCAAAACUACAGCUCGGUUUAAAUAUUAACUCCGUCAUACAAGAUAUGGCUCAGCUUAACCUACAAGUAAAAGAGGAGUGGCCCAGCUUGGUACCUGAAGCUCCGGUUGUCAACGAACCUAGAUUAAUUCCAGAUAAUGUAACGGAUAAUAAAGUAAUAGAAGAAACACAAAAUUUAGAAGACACAAUUGCAACUGAGUGCUCUGAUACAGAAGAGGGUAUACCGAGUGACAUGGACGGUUUAUUAAGAUGGUGUCUUCUCUCAUUCCUCAAAAUACACGGAAAAGAUGUUGAAUUGCCCCUCAAAACCAACCUUUUAUACAAGAAUUAUCUGAUGUCGCUGUGCCCUCCAGACCGUACCAUAGAUGUAAAGAAAUCCUCUUUUUAA